Molecule: messenger RNA, 840 nt
Organism: Budorcas taxicolor (takin)
Lineage: Eukaryota; Metazoa; Chordata; Mammalia; Artiodactyla; Bovidae
Gene: BEND6
Product: BEN domain containing 6
Exons: 5
Coding region: 1-840 (279 amino acids)
Biological process (GO): positive regulation of neuron differentiation; negative regulation of Notch signaling pathway
Cellular component (GO): nucleus
Molecular function (GO): DNA binding; transcription corepressor activity
Source: RefSeq, a predicted model, not a curated record
AUGCAGAAGAUCUUUCAAACAGAGGAAACCACUGAUUCCCAAGCUCUCAGAAAAGGAAAGAGGAAAAGGAUGGAGCCGAUGGAGUCAGAGAAUGUGAACAGUGACCCAGACAAAGCCCAGAGAGACCCAUAUUCGGGAAAUGCCUUUCUGCCUGGUGAAAGCUCCAGUGAGGAUGAAGAGCCUCUAGCAGAACUGUCAAAGGAGGAAUUGUGCACAAAAAUAAAAAGGCUGAAACAAAAACUAACAAACAUCCGGAAAGAAAACAGCCGCCUUCGACAGUCUUUGGUCAUGCUGCAAGUGUUACCGCAGGCCGUCACUCAGUUUGAAGAACUGGUCGGUAUGGCAGAGGCAGUGCUCAAGGGUGGAGGAACCCUGUCCACAUCCGCAUCCACCCUCUGGAGAGCAGCGAAUAACUCCUCACCAGAUUCUUUUGCUUCUACGUGCAGUAAUUCUAACUCUGAUUCUGGUUCACCCAUCUCCGUGAAAGCUGAGGAAGACCAUCAGACGGAUGAGAAACAGUUCAAGAUUGAAAAAUGGCAGAUUGCACGUUGCAACAAGAGCAAGCCUCAGAAGUUCAUUAAUGAUUUAAUGCAAGUGCUUUACACAAAUGAAUACAUGGCCACACACAGCCUGACGGGGGCAAAAUCCUCUACUUCAAGGGACAAGGCCGUGAAACCAGCUAUGAAUCAGAAUGAAGUUCAAGAAAUUAUAGGAAUCACAAAGCAAUUAUUUCCCAACACAGACGACGUGUCAAUCAGGAGAAUGAUAGGGCAAAAGCUAAACAACUGUACCAAGAAGCCAAAUUUAAGCAAACCUCUGAACUCUCAGGAUAUUAAGUAG